AUGACGAGAAAAGAAAAAAUAUUCGCCCUGGCGAAAGGUUUUCGAGGCCGAGCGAAGAAUUGUUUCCGAGUGGCCAACCAAAGAGUGGAAAAAGCCUUGCAGUAUCAAUACAGAGAUCGACGGACGAAGAAACGAGAGGCGAGGAAGGAUUGGAUCGUAAGGAUCAACGCGGCCAGUCGCGAACACGGGGUGAAAUACGCGGAGUUUAUGCGAGGGAUUGGGGUUGAUAACGUCUGUUUGGACAGGAAGAUUUUAGCGGAGUUGGCCGUGAACGAGCCGAAAUCGUUUCGAGCGCUCUGCGAAAGAGUGAAGAAAAUGAGAGCGGCGCCAGAGCCGCUCCCGAAGAUUGAGUUGAUUGAGGAAGAGUUGUAG
Molecule: messenger RNA, 372 nt
Organism: Bathycoccus prasinos
Lineage: Eukaryota; Viridiplantae; Chlorophyta; Mamiellophyceae; Mamiellales; Bathycoccaceae
Product: 50S ribosomal protein L20
Exons: 1
Coding region: 1-372 (123 amino acids)
Biological process (GO): ribosomal large subunit assembly; translation
Cellular component (GO): ribosome
Molecular function (GO): rRNA binding; structural constituent of ribosome
Source: RefSeq, a predicted model, not a curated record